AUGUCUACCGCCGUGGAGAAAGUCGUCGAUGCUGCUGCCUCUGCAGUCCAUGACGUUACCAACGCUCUGGCCAAUACCUCAAUCUCUGGCAAGGCCGCCGACGACAAGUCGGCCUCGAACGACGCCGUCCUUGCCAGCGCUGCCGAGGGUCGCCGCUUGUACAUCGGCAACCUGGCUUAUGCGACAACCGAGGGGGAGUUGAAGGACUUCUUCAAGGGAUACCUUGUUGAGUCCGUCUCAAUUCCCAAGAACCCACGCACCGACCGCCCUGUCGGGUACGCCUUUGUCGACCUCUCGACUCCCAGCGAGGCUGAGCGCGCCAUUGCCGAGCUCUCUGGCAAGGAGAUUUUGGAGCGCAAGGUUUCUGUCCAGCUUGCUCGACCCAAUGAGAAGGCUGAAGGCGGCAACGCUGAGGGUGGUGAGGGUAACCGUCGCCGCCAGUCUACCCGUGGUUCGCGCGGUCGGGCUGGCCGUGGCCGUGGCGGGCGUGCCCGUAGCGGUCGUCGUGGCAGUGGUGACGAGAAGAAGGAGGAGGGCGCCCAGGCCGAGCAGACUGCCACCCCCGCAGCUCAGCCUGAGGCUCUGAAGGACGUCACCAAUGAGGCGACUGGCGAGGAUAAGAAAGAGGGCAAGGCCGGCAAGGGUCAGGCUCGUCCCCGGGAGCGUCGGGAGCGCGGUCCUCCGGCCGACGGUAUCCCGUCCAAGACAAAGGUCAUGGUUGCUAACCUCCCUUAUGACCUGACCGAGGAGAAGCUCAAGGAGCUGUUCAGCGCCUACCAGCCUUUGUCCGCCAAGAUCGCCCUCCGCCCCAUCCCGCGCUUCAUGAUCAAGAAGCUGCAGGCCCGCGGCGAACCCCGCAAGGGCCGUGGCUUCGGUUUCGUCACGCUGGCAUCUGAGGAGCUGCAGCAGCAGGCUGUCGCCGAGAUGAACGGCAAGGAAAUCGAGGGUCGCGAGAUCGCUGUAAAGGUUGCCAUCGACAGCCCCGAUAAGACAGAUGAUGAUGUCCACGCCCCGGAGGUUGAGGCCACCAACGGCGCCGCGCAGACUGAGGCUGCCCCUGCCGCGGCCACUGCCUAG
Molecule: messenger RNA, 1077 nt
Organism: Parathielavia appendiculata
Lineage: Eukaryota; Fungi; Ascomycota; Sordariomycetes; Sordariales; Chaetomiaceae
Product: RNA-binding domain-containing protein
Exons: 4
Coding region: 1-1077 (358 amino acids)
Cellular component (GO): ribonucleoprotein complex; nucleus; cytoplasm
Molecular function (GO): mRNA binding
Source: RefSeq, a predicted model, not a curated record